This is a messenger RNA of Ruditapes philippinarum (Manila clam), 1124 nucleotides long. RefSeq names its product angiopoietin-related protein 7-like. Bases 83 to 943 code for a protein of 286 amino acids. The record is from RefSeq and is a predicted model, not a curated record. The transcript is spliced from 3 exons. NCBI's taxonomy places the organism in Eukaryota, Metazoa, Mollusca, Bivalvia, Venerida, Veneridae.
AGUUGGUUAUGAACGUAUACAAUAAAUCCUAAUUUCAAGUAACACUUCACUUGUACGACAGUCCAUUUUGCAAGGUUCAAUUAUGAAUUUAGGAUUAAAAUUCAUUAAGGUUUUAAUCUUUUCUACAAAUGUCAUGUUUACAUUUGGAGACAAUAGUUGGAUUUGCACGGCAAAGGCAGAUUCAAUUGCGUCUUCUUCAGCCUUUACAAACCUGGAGAAAAGGUUCAAAGCGUUGGAGAUGCAAAUGAAACAGUUCCAAAGGCUGAGCCAAAUGAAUGGGAUAAAUACAUACACGACAAUCGACGGAUUUCCUAAAGAAUGUGAAGAAAUUUAUGAAAAUGGUACACGAACUGAUGGCAUGUAUAUGAUCUCGCCUGACGGAAGAUGUCCUUUUCUUGUUUACUGUGACAUGAAGAAUGGCGGCUGGACAGUUAUUCAGCGGCGCGUUGACGGACGUAUUAGCUUCUACAGACCAUGGAGAGAGUACGUUACUGGGUUUGGUGAUAUUGACGGGUCGUUUUGGCUUGGCCUGGAGAAAAUACACCGCCUAACAAGAGACGGAUCUCGGAUAUAUUUUGAUAUGGAAAACUAUGACGGUUCAAGAGAUUAUGCGCAUUAUAACGUUUUCACCGUUCACGAGGCAGCGACAGCAUACAGAAUGAAUGUUGAUGCCUUUGGAUACAGGGGUUCUAUCAAAGAGCUCCUAAGUUACCAUGACAACCAACGAUUUUCUACCUAUGACAGAGAUAAUGAUGAUUCCUCAUCUAACUGUUGUAAAGACCUUGAUGGAGGUGGAUGGUGGUAUAAGGCAUGCUACAAGCUUGGCAACUUUAACGGGGUGUAUGGGAAAAGAGAGAUGGGAGGUGUAGGUUAUUACACAGGGGUUGAUGUACAGAUUAGGAAUGUUGAAAUCAAAGUGAAAGCUAUGCACGGUGUUUGUUAAUUGUUUGCUAUUUGAAUGUUAGUUCUAAUAAAGUUUUUGAUUUGUUUGUGAUGGAGAAACGGAAUGUGUGAAGAGGCCAUGCUGUCUAGGAACUGUUUAAAAUACGUAGUUUUGAUUAUCAAAGCAAACAUACAAGAUUUUUUUUUAUAUUCUGAAAUAAAUCUAUGCAUUCCAUGCAUUU